AUGCGCGAGGACUGGGAGCGUCGGAGGGAUGCCUACUGCACAGGUAUACUCGACAAUCAGCUCAACCUAUUGGCCGAGUUUUUAGGGGACAACGAGUGGCUGAUUGGCGAUCAAUUGUCUUACAUAGACUUCACGGCCUAUGAAGUGUUGGAUUGGUUCAGAGUGUUUGCGCCAAUUAGUGUCGAUAAGCAGCCGAUUAUUGGACGUUAUUUAUGUCGGUUUGAAAAUCUGGGGCCAAUCGCCGCGUACCGAAAAUCGUCGAAAUAUAAGUCGUGGCCAAUGACUGGACCCCGGGCUAAGUGGGGCUCAAAAUAA
Molecule: messenger RNA, 315 nt
Organism: Oppiella nova
Lineage: Eukaryota; Metazoa; Arthropoda; Arachnida; Sarcoptiformes; Oppiidae
Source: the annotation of a GenBank genome assembly